Thalassophryne amazonica is the source of this 1212-nucleotide messenger RNA. RefSeq names its product NEDD4 family-interacting protein 1-like. Gene Ontology annotation, cellular component: endoplasmic reticulum; Golgi apparatus; perinuclear region of cytoplasm. The transcript has 7 exons. Lineage: Eukaryota; Metazoa; Chordata; Actinopteri; Batrachoidiformes; Batrachoididae. Gene Ontology annotation, molecular function: WW domain binding. The record is from RefSeq and is a predicted model, not a curated record. The coding region runs from base 149 to 784 and encodes 211 amino acids. Gene Ontology annotation, biological process: metal ion transport; ubiquitin-dependent protein catabolic process; vacuolar transport.
AAAUCGUGCGAACUUGACAUUUCCCUUCGCAGUCGAAGAAGCAGGUUUUCAUUAUAUCGAGGAGGUCUGGGUUUCUCUUUGGUACUGUUAUAUAACAUUUAUUUGGCAUCUCUGUUUUUAUUAUCGAGUCGCAGCCGUUGAAUUUGGAAUGGGUGAAGCGAGCGCCAGAUAUCAGCAGCUGUCCAAUGAGGAGGACCCAGAAGAAAGUCCACAGGUAGCUGCCGAUGCACCGCCCCCGUAUAGCAGCAUUACAGGUGAUGAUGCAGGUUACUUUGAUGAGAAGGAAGACGGGAUUUUCCCCAAACCUCCCUCAUACAACGUAGCAACAACACUUCCAUCCUAUGAUGAAGCAGAGAGAACAAAAGAUGAUGUGGCUGCUGUUCCCCUGGUAACUGGAAGAGAUGAUGACUUUGUAACCAGAGAUGAAUUUGACGAUACUGAUCAGAUGAGGAUAGGCAAUGACGGAAUCUUCAUGCUCACUUUCUUCAUGGCCUUCCUGUUCAACUGGAUCGGAUUCUUUCUGUCAUUCUGUCUGACCGCCUCAGUGGCCGGCCGUUAUGGGGCCAUCUCAGGUUUUGGACUCUCCAUCAUUAAAUGGAUCCUCAUAGUCAGGUUCUCCACAUACUUUCCUGGUUACUUUGAUGGACAGUACUGGCUGUGGUGGGUGUUUCUGGUGUUGGGGUCCUUGUUCUUCCUCAAAGGAGUCAUCAACUACGCCAGAGUCCGCAAGUUUGCCGAGUCCUACUCCACCAUGCCUCGCACCCGUGUCCUCCUCAUCUACUGAGUUCCGUUCUGUUUGUCAAUACUGUCACCAAGUUUUUCUCCUCUCCGAUCAAAGAGGGAGAAAAGGAAACCCUCCUCCCACCAACAUUAUUUGGACAAUACGCUGUUGUCCGCUUGUGGUGUAAAAAUGUUGACUGUAGAUAAUUCUGUAAAUCCUUCAGUUGCUUGUGGUGAACUGUUAAGUGCUAUCUGCAGUUUAUGAAAUGUGCAAUGUUAAUGUGUAAAAAAUGAUUGCCUUAUAUACUGUUUAAAUGUUGGUUGCAGCAGCAUGCAUUAUUCUGUUUGGCCAUCAGGGGGCAGUCUUGUUUUUGUUUAUACUCAGCCUGUCGAGAGAAGUGGUUCUUAACCCAGGGGUCAGUAGGUUAGGUAUUACAGGCUGAUUUAAACAUGAUCAGCGAUUUCUACACCUUGUUAAAUAAAAUACAAUUU